Molecule: messenger RNA, 1539 nt
Organism: Camelina sativa (false flax)
Lineage: Eukaryota; Viridiplantae; Streptophyta; Magnoliopsida; Brassicales; Brassicaceae
Source: RefSeq, a predicted model, not a curated record
CUUAGUACAAAUCCUUGAUAAUUAAUAAAGCUCUCCAUCAUAAAAUAGAUAAAUAAAAGAAAUAGUAGUUUCUCUCUCUUCUAUCUAUAAUUUGUUGCUUUUUCCGACAGAGAAUGCUUUAUCUCUCCUCCUCCUCGUCGUCCUCUACCUCCGUGGUCUAAAAACAGAGAUCUUAGAAGAAGAAGACAAAAUCUUUACCACCAGAUCUUUCUUUCUUCUUCAUCUUUACAGGUUGUCACAUCACUAUAACACCGAAACUCUCGGACCCUCAAGCCCCCCCCCCCCAAGAAAAAAAUCAAUCCUUUUUUUUCUUCUCAAUUCAUAUCCCUCCGAUGAGGUGUAAGAGACACACCGUAGAUUUCAGCAGCAGCACUAACGGCGUAUGCGCUUCUUGCCUCCGUGAGCGUCUCCUCUCCCUCGCCGCUUCCGCCGCCGUCACUGCCGCCAUUGAAGACAACAAUCAUAACCAAUCACGCAAAUCUAAUAAUCCUCGUCCGCUUUUAAUCUUCCCUCGCUCUGUUUCUCCUUAUGUUACCCGUAGAAAAUCCGACGCCGGAACCGGAGCCGGAGCAGGAGGAGAAGAUCCUUUAACAUCUUCUAAUCGGAGAUUCAUCACAACCCCUCAGGUAGAUCUCGCCGGCUACUCAUGCAAAGACUUCGAAUCGAACCGAUCUCAUAAUAAACCAAAAGAGAAUAAAAAAAAUUCGUCUAGAUUCUCUAAUCUAUUCAGAGCUAGAUCUGAAGAUUUCGAUUCGAAUCCCAAAUCCAACAAUCCUAGAUUCUCUAGCGACGCGUCUGAGUCUUCUUUGUCUUCCUCACGGUCAUGGAUCUCGACGAUUCUCUCGACCGGUCGCCGGAAAAAGCAACCGUGUUACAUAGAAGACGUAAUCGCAUGUCGUAGACCUCAGCGUAUAUACUGUAGAGGAAUGUCACCUGCGGGAGAUACGGAAGCGGAGCCGUCGUCGGAAUCGUUUGAGGAAUCGAGAAGCACACCGGCGACGACGAAAACUCCGGGGAGGAGGAAGGUUGGGAACGGGAUAGGGAAGAAGAGCAUGUCCGGGAUGGCUUUUUGUUUGAGUCCGUUGGUGAGAGCUAGUCCUAAUUGUCCGUUUAAAAGGAGAAUGAGAUUCCCGUCGGAAUUUGGUAGUUCCGGCGAGGUUACUGCGGAGCAGGAGAAGCCUCAUAUAUCAGCAGCGGCGUCGUUUUGUGCAAAUAGAUCGAAGAAGCUUGUGGAUUUAGGUAGAGUUGAUCGCCGCCGUUGAGUGUUUUUUUCGGUGGUUUAGUCUGAACAACGUAUUUGUUUGACUUGUGGAUUGAUAGUAAAUUUUAGUUUACCGCUCUCGUGUGGCUUUUUCUAAAGAUGGAAUUUUCCAAAAUCAAGCUCUUUAUUUGGCUUGAGGUGAGAAAUAAUCAGAAUGGAACAUAGUUUGUAAUUGUAACGUAUACCACCUUGUAACGUUUUGUUUCUGAUUGUAAUUGUAGAGUUUCAUGGGCUAAAAUAUUUGUUAGAUUCCAAUGAGAGAGGAGCUAUGUAGUGUU